Messenger RNA from Cephus cinctus (wheat stem sawfly), 4954 nucleotides. Its product is annotated as spondin-2. NCBI's taxonomy places the organism in Eukaryota, Metazoa, Arthropoda, Insecta, Hymenoptera, Cephidae. The transcript has 7 exons. Gene Ontology annotation, cellular component: extracellular matrix. The record is from RefSeq and is a predicted model, not a curated record. Gene Ontology annotation, biological process: cell adhesion. The coding region runs from base 3621 to 4670 and encodes 349 amino acids.
AUAUAUAUAUAUAUAUAUAUACAUGUAUCUAUAAAUAUAUAAUUAAUGGAUAGAACUGCGUAUUGACUGUGCUUGGCUGAGUCGAGGUGAUUGCAUGUGCUUAGAGAAGUAAUAUUUUUUACCUGAAUAAGUAAAAUAUAUAAAGACACAACGGGCGUCUAUGCGAAAACUCCGUUUUUUUUUUGUUUUUUUUUUUUGGUGGGAGAGCUGAUUGUGACGAAUAUAUAUUAUUUGUUUUGUUGGCAAUCGAUAAUAGAUGCACCUCGACGAAGCGCAGAGCUAAUGCAUAGAGAUUUAUUGUAAUAGCCUAAAAAGUAGAGAACAUGCAGUCUACUCGUGACGUUACAAGAAGUUAACAGAAGAAAAGAUAAAGGGAGAAUGAGGAAGAGAGGAAAGCGCGUGAUCUCAAAAUUAGGGUUGGACGGUGUUUCUAAUAAUUUUUGUUGUCCUCGUUUGUUCCUAUCGCAAUGGUGGACGAGAAACUUGAUUAGUAGUUAGCGCAAAAAUUAAAUCGUCCCUAUUCGCCUCUUGGGAUUCUAAACGAAAUAAAAUAAGGAGCUGUACCCAAACUAGCCGCUUGCCAUUGAACAACGACUUUGAACGCGGUCUUCACAGAUAUACAUAUAUAUAUAUAUAUGAUGAUACAUUAUAUACAGAGAUAGCGUACUAUCAAUAUAAUUAAAUAACAAUUGAUAAUGGCGAAUGGUUGUUGACGUUUAUUAUUAUUCAUCUUCAACAUCAUUGUCAUUCUGCAAAUCAAUGUUGUGCACACGUUGCAAAGGAUGCGUGCGGUAUGCAAUGACGUCUCUUCUUAUUUGUACAGGAUGUGACGUCGGCGUGGAACUCUUAAUUAACAACCGGAAGUAUUAUUCGCCCUACUUAAAUGUCGCUUCUAGGUAGGUCUUUAUUUUUCUUCCGGAUCACUGCCCCUAUGCGAAUAGGAUAUAAUAUAUGUGGCGAAUGUCUUGCGAGCCCUUCGACCUUUUCGUACUUUGGCUUUGAACUUUCUACAUUUUCCUUUUUUUUUUUCUUGCUUAAUUCGUCUUAAAAAAGAAGGUUGAAUCGCUCCGUAAGACAUUUUUGAGUAUAUGUAAUAAGUUUUACGCGACCACUGCCCUGCAAGUGAUAAGCGAGGGUAGCCCACUGACAGUUUAAGUGAUAAUCGAAGGACUACGAAAAAAAAACACGAUGGAUUGAUCAAUAAAUGAAAUUAAAUCCUGGUAUCUUGUCUGAGUUCGCUUUUUAAAAUUUUGUAUGUUAAAAAAUAUUCAAUUUUUUUAGGCAAGAUGGUGUUAAUUAUUAUUGAUGAACAGCAGCUUCAGCUUAAGUUGCAGUUGAUCAAGUUUUUGUUGAAGCGCAAGUGGAUUUGUAGAACUGGCAGUAAGUUUGCAGAGUUAUAGUGCUGCCAUCUAGCGUUAGUUCUAUGAAAUUGAGAAAAAAAGCUUUCCAAAACUUGAGGGUGAAGUCGCUUGUCACAGGUAACUUGUUAUGCAUGUGUAAAGUUGUGUAUGUAAUGGACUUACAGUAUAAUUGGAAAAGCUGCUUUAAUAUGGGGUGGAUUAUGGAAGCCACGCUAACGGCGGCCCAGUUUAUUCGUGACAGAUCGAUCGUGUGGAAAGUACCUAAAAAUAAGAGUGUAAUAUAUUGUCACGAGGAAACUGAUGAAAAGUUAGGAAAAAAAUAACACUGGUCAGGCCGCAGCUGACCAGUCAUUAUUUAUCAGGAGCUUUAACUGAUUGUCUAUUGAAAGACGUCGUACAACACAAGCUCUGGUAUUUUUGAUGGUACGACUUACUUUUUAUUUCAUCUAUAUGUCGAUUUAAUAAUAGCUUUGCAAAGUUUUGGCUAGUUACGUAUCGGGUGGCUACGAAUGUGACAGUUCACUUCCUUUUUUGUUCCAUUUUGUUCUGCGUUUGAAAAGCAUUGAGUUGGAGCAUCUCAUAUACCCCUCAAGUCUGCUAUUGGGUUCACCAGAAAUGCGUGUGGCUGAUUGUGGCGCGUCGAUGAAUAAUUAACGCAGUUCAUUGGGGUUGACACGUGCCGUCAUUAAUUUAUCAUCUCGAAACGAAUGAUCAUCUCCACUACCAAUGGUCACUGGACUGAAUCUCUGAUUUUGCUGCGCAUAAUUUCCUCUUCAAUUAAUCGCUAUCGUGUCAUACACCAUUUGUCAACGUUCCAUGCUCCGUCGAGCAAUCCGUUGCAAUUCCAUUAGCUGCGUACGACGUCGUUGCGCAUCUUUCAACUUUAAAUAUUUACCGCCAAAUCGUAGUUUCCAGCGGCUACUGACUUAUGAGGUGCGGGAAAUCUUUUGGAUAUAUUUAAUUUUUAUCCAACUACUUAUCGUUAAUUCUGGAUUGAGUCGUUUGGAAUUACGUGGCAUUUCUAUUUGCUUAAUUAUAUUCUGAUGGAUGUACGUGCGAUGUUCCUUGAUUAACGACAAUGACAAAUUUCACAUGUUUGAUAAUCGUCACGCCCACGUACUCUUAUUGUUAAACUCUCCUCGACUCGUAGGAAUUAGUUCAAGGCUUGAAUUGAAGCACUGGUCGAGAGCGGGAGGUGGGACGGAUUCUGUGAAAUAAAAGAAGAAAAAGAGAAUCGAUAAACAAGAUAAAACGACUAUUAAUAAACGAAUAAGUAGCAAAGAUUUCGAUAAAGUUCAUAUAAAUUUUAAAUUUUAUUAAUUAUUUUUCGUUUUGUUAAAAUUAUCUGUGUAAUAUUCCUAACAAUUAUCUUUUUAUAUUUAAGUUUAUCCUCAUUAACCUCAAAAAAGAAGACCUCAUUUUUGGGCCUAUAGAAUGCUGUGUUCCCUAUCAAUAUCCAGAAUCUCUAUAUUCUGAUCCAUAUAAGGACCUAACAUUUUGCAGAAGGAAAGUCAGCAGGAACCGUCGUUGCUUUAUAGACGCGGUCAAAUUUCGCCUUGAGCGCGUUCACCUUAAAGCGCCUUCAUCGGCACGUGCCACAUCUAUUGGAAACUACCUCAGGUACAUUCCCUUCCUCAAUACUCAGCAGAAACUCAUUGAUUGGUUUCCAUUGAACGGCACCGACGCUAUAUACAGUUAUAAAAAAGAAAUAAGAGACACGAGAAACGAGAUCAGCCAGAAUUUGAAUGAUGGUAAACAGUACAGCCAACUUGGCGCUGUACAAUGCCUGUACUUCUGCUACCAUAAAUCCUGGAAUAUUUACCUGAUUAAAAUAGCCUGCAAGAUGCGGCGCCCGGCUGCACAGUCUAGGUAUAAAUAAUGGCCCACGCAUUAAGCGGCAAAGCAGUUUGGCGAGUUCUCACCGAGCGAGCAGACUUCCCGGUGCCAGUGUCUUGUCGCGGAUUUUCUGUUCCUUUCUUUUUUUACCAACCAGAUCAUUUAUCUCUGAGAAUAUUGUCGAUCUGCUUUUUCGAUAGAAACAGACAAGCUUAGUGUUUUGCGCGGGGAAAACAUUGGAUGGCAAAUCAUUUUUUAACCUCCGAACAGUGUCUUAUGUCAAUGAUGCAAGUUAUGGGAUUCCUAUGGAAUAACGGUGCUAAUAUUUGAAUAAAGGAAUUCGUCGGCGAUUCUGCAUCACUGGAAAGACAAAUUGUUACUUGUAUUUAUUUCAAUAACUCAACAUCAAUAUAACUACGAAAUAUGGGAUCCUCUAAUCUCGUAUUCGGUGUCCUGUGCCUCCUUGGCAACAUCGUCGUCACCCUAGCGAAAAGUAAUCGAGACAUCUGCAGUCCUGAUACACUGGCUGUCUACAGGAUAAAGAUGGACAGUCAUUGGUACAAAAACAGUUUUCCAAAGCAAUAUCCAACCUCCAGACCACCGGCGCAGUUUUCUCGUUUACACGGAAUAGUGCAUAAUUCUUCUUAUAUACUGUGGCGCGAAGGACUCGAGGCUACGCCGGAAGUACGUCUUAUAGCGGAAAAAGGCUCUGGUGAAAUUUUGGAACAACGUAAAGGUGUCAGAGAUGUAUUCGCUGCUGGAAGAAUUCUGCAAGGCGUCGGGAUGACUGAAACUAUUUUUUAUUCCGAUGCUAAACACACCAAAGUCUCGGUCAUCUCAAAAAUAGUACCGUCUCCAGACUGGUUUGUGGGUCUGGACAGCAUAGAACUUUGUAUGAAUGGUUACUGGCUGAAUAAUUUGACCAUUGAGGCAGGACCUAUUGAUGCUGGUACCGACGAGGGUUUUACUUUUACAGCACCUAAUUGGGCAAGUGAACCACAAUCGCCCAUUAGUAUGAUAACAUCAAAAAAUCCAUCUCAUCCAGCUAACAGUUUUUAUUAUCCAUAUCUGAAUGAAUUGCCACCAUUGGUGACCUUCCACUUUAUUAAGGAACGUGUAUACAGGGCAAAUAAUAAGCGACUUUGUUUUGGCCCAAAACAUAAAAAAUCUAAGUUUAGCAAAAUUAGUACAGUUGUGGUACCAUUGCCAGAUUCAACAAGUCGUACGCUGCACAAGAGAUUACAUGCUAGACGUAUCUACAAGAAAGCUGCGAGAAGAUCAGUGGAUUGUCUCUUGAGUGAAUGGUCUGAAUGGUCAACCUGCAGUGCCUCCUGUGGUGUAGGCUUUGAAAGCAGGACCAGGAGUAUCCUGACUCUUAACAAAAGAGGCGGUACUCCUUGUCCACAAGAGACACGUCAAACUCGUUGGUGUGGUCAGCAAACAAAUUGCAUCGACAAAUUCUUCAACUGGUGAAGAGCAUAGAGGAUAACAUUUUUUAUUUUGUGACUAGGAUCCUCGCAGGAAAAUUCCAAGUGCCUUAUAUUUUGUACAGUGUCCAUUUAUUACAAUUUCACCAAUGUUCGCAUCUCUGACUGAUAUUGAAUAUCUUGUCCAUAGGGACAUUUGAGUACUUUCUUGUGCUUAAUUAUUAUUAAUUUCGCUAUUGUAACAAUUAGUAUGUAGGCAUCGUUACGCUUUUACAUGAUAGGCUUUGUAUUAUCUUGAAUAAACAAUGGAGCUUCUUGGCUUUGACUUGA